ACUCAAGGUCGUGCCGACAAAAAGUGAGGCAGUUUUAACUAAAGGUCAUGAGGUCAGUGGGAACAUUUCUCUACGUCAAUCUCAUACUGGUAUUAUUUCUAUUUGUUGUCGAUUGCUUUCUCUGUUAAAUGUAAGUGCAAUUUGUGUAUUUACUGCAUAGUCAUCCCACCUCUUCUCUUGCUCUUUCGUUUUCAGAUGACCUCACAUACUGUUCCACACACUCCCCCAGCAUACAAUGUACCUUCCGGCCAAACACAAACAUACCAUAGGCUGAAGUUACAGUUAUGUAACGCAUUUGCAACCUUACUCUACCCACUUAUGGUUCCGAUUACCAGUUUGACAUAGUCUCAUUCUUGAAAUGAUUGUUUUCGAUUGCUUUUCUUAGUUAGAAAAAAUGUCACUGGAGUUAUAUACUAAAAGACUCAACGAGAUCGUUCGUCCUACAGGAAACGUUAAGGAGCAACUUCUGUCAGCAAUAAAGGACAUUGAAGCUGAAAUAGAACAUCUGAAAGGAAUAAUCUUUCCUUCAGAAAAUUGUGAAAUCUCUCAUGUUUGUCAUGCAUCUGAAGAUCUAAAAGCUAGUAUGGAAAAGUUGUUUGAAGGAGUGUCAAAAAAUCAAGAACAGAUGAUGCGCUUGCUUCCUAAAGUUUCUCCUUUGUAUGACGUAGCAUAUCCAGUAAUAGAAGAGUCUAACGUCUUAGAGAAGCAGUUGAGGAUCCUGGAAUUCUCCGAGCACUUGUCAUUUCUUGAGUCUGGUGUGUUAUCAGCCAGGGUAAUUGAUGAUAAGGACAUUUUAAUCGACUCACUUAAACAAUACUUCUCCUUUCUCAAUUCUCAGUUGUCGACUGAUCCGGACAUUCUUCCCUCUAUUCUGGAACAUUCUCAACAGCAUAAGACAUGUUUAGAUUCCUUAUUGUACUUAAUGACAGAUUUCGAGCAUCUGUUAAAGAAGCUAAAUUUUCCUGUUAUUGUAUCUGAAGUUCUUGAGGAAGGAGGUUUACAAACGUGGUGUGAUGAUGAUUUGCAGUUAUUCUCCAAUGAUUUUCAAGCUCUUUCUACAUUCGAUAUCUCUCAUGUGAAUACUUUAUUAUCGAAACCGUUAGUAGUAGAUGUCUGCUUCCCCAUGCAUAUUAUCCUGGCUCCUAUGGAGAAGCGUUUUCGUUAUCACUUUUGUGGUUCUCAGAAGACAAACAGGAUCGAUAAGCCUGAAUGGUACAUGUCACAAGUUCUUCAGUGGAUUCGAACAAAUGACUAUUUUGUUACAGUGGUCGAUCGUGAUUUCAUUCCUGAUAAAGACAAUACUUCUGUUAGCGUACGAUUGCAGCUCAUGCGUGGUUUGAUCACAUUACUGUUAGACAAACUAUACUAUGAUCUUGGUCUAUCAACUUUUAUGCCGAUUCGUUUCGGUCUUCAAUUUCAAAUUCGACGUUCUAAUUCUGAAGCCUCAACUUGUCCUAUGGACUCUGAUCCCGGUAGUAGUUCUAGUAGUGAAUUGUUAGAAAAUCCACAAACAUUCAGCCACUUGAUUGAUGUUGUAUUACAGACGGAUGCAAAAUUAACUCAACUAGCCUAUCCAAGCGAUUAUCCUAAACCAAGUGAUGUGCUUUCGCAUCCUAAAGUUUUUUCACGUUGGCUUUUGCUAGAACAACGUCUAGCUUCUGACAGACUAAAACUCGUUCUCGGGAACUUCUCAUCUUGGUCUAUUGUCGAUGAAACCGAAAAGCGGCCCCAAUGUGUCGAUGAUUUCAUUGCACUUCUCCAUGCUGUAGGUUUUAGAGGUCGACAGUUGUCUGACAAAAUAUCACGAGCUAGAUUUGUUCAAGUUCAGUUGAAUUUAAUUCAUGAAUUUUUUGAUUAUAUCGUGUUGUCAGCACGUCGAAAAUUCGAACAUGAUAACUUCAGUGAUCAUGGUCAUUCAAAAAACAAAUCUGAAGUUAGCAUUUCUAAAAGUACAAUGUUUGGAGGCUUAUUUUCAUCGCAUAAUCUCUCGCCUGAUGCUAGUUUAGAAUCUAGGAAAAAUUCAAUCAUCAAUCAAUUAUUCAAUUGUUUUGUUGAUGGAAUUGGUCAGAAUUUAUCUCCCCGCUGGAUAAUUGCGUUGAAUGCAAUCAAAUGUCUUCACGAUAUGAUGUUGGAAUGGGCUAAUGAUCAGUAUUAUGUUACAUUUUGGGAAGAUUUAAGCACUCGUGCAUUAUUACAGUUUGGAGAUCCUUGGCUAAUGGAUAUUGGUCUUUGUCCUCUUGUUACGGAUAGAAUAUUAAAGGAGCCAGAACUUGAUGAACCUAAAAAUGAAACGUUUAGUGAGUUGGGCUGCUCUGAUAAUUAUCUUGGUUUGCAUGGUGGCGUUUUCACUCAGAUGCUAAGAUUGUAUAAUGAUGAAAUUAAGAAAAUGUUAAAACAAACAGUCGAUUUAACAUUGACAGAUUUAAAGAGUAAAUCGUUGGCAUAUGUUUAUUCAACCGAUCAUUGGCUUCGAGCUAGUUCUGUAUCCGGUUAUUUAAGUAAUAUGAAGAGUGAACUGUCCAAUUUAAUGCUGUCAUCUAAUGCAUCGGUAUUUUUUCUUGCAUUACGUGAUUGGUUGUAUCAUUUAUCAGAAUCAUUACAUCCAAAACUUUUCACACAUGUAUGGAAAGAAAUUGCAUCACAAUUAGAUGAUUAUCUGUACAAUGAGCUCAUUCUAUCAAAUCGAUUUAGCCCUCUUGGUGCUGCUCAACUUCGUUUUGACCUUACGAACUAUCUGUAUCCAAUGUUCAAUUUAUAUACUGAACGUCCUGAAUCACAUUUUUUUCAAAUUCGUGAUGCUUGUGUUCUUCUAAAUUUAUUGCGUGGAACAGCCGAAUUAUUGAAAGAAACUAUUAUGGAAUCAAUGAAUAAUAAACAGAAACGUGAUAACGAUCCACUUGGACCUCUACUUGAAUUAGGUGUUUAUAGACUAACUCCGGAAGAAGCUCUUCGUAUUUUGUCUUUACGUGCCAUUCCAGAAUAAAAGAUAUUCUGUACAUCCGGACAUGUGAACUUUUGAGAUAUGUCUUUCUUUCUUCUGUAUUCUAUUUUGCAAUGCUGUACUUGUUUUAAGUAUGUAAAUAUAAUUUGAUUUCUUGAAAA
Molecule: messenger RNA, 3102 nt
Organism: Schistosoma turkestanicum
Lineage: Eukaryota; Metazoa; Platyhelminthes; Trematoda; Strigeidida; Schistosomatidae
Source: the annotation of a GenBank genome assembly